AUGGCGGUGGAGUACACAUGCUGCACAUCGGAGUUCUUCAUCCACAUACUCCUCAUCGUGUUGCUCGUGCUGUUCGCGGGCCUCAUGUCGGGCCUCACCUUGGGCCUCAUGUCCCUCAGCCUUGUUGAUCUCGAGGUCCUCGCUAAGUCUGGUACUCCUCAAGAUCGUAAGCACGCUGCGAAGAUAUUACCAGUUGUCAAAAACCAACAUUUAUUGCUUUGUACUCUGCUAAUUUGCAAUGCUGCAGCCAUGGAGGCCCUUCCUAUUUUUCUCGAUAGUCUUGUUACUGCGUGGGGUGCUAUCCUUAUUUCGGUGACAUUAAUUCUUUUGUUCGGUGAGAUUAUACCCCAAUCAGUUUGUUCUCGGUAUGGUUUGGCUAUUGGUGCAUCAGUGGCUCCCUUUGUUCGGGUUCUUGUAUGCAUAUGCUUUCCUGUUGCCUUUCCAAUUAGUAAGUUGUUGGACUUUUUGCUUGGCCAUCGACAUGAAGCCUUAUUCCGUAGAGCUGAAUUAAAGACACUUGUAGAUUUGCAUGGUAAUGAGGCUGGAAAAGGUGGGGAACUGACACAUGAUGAAACGACUAUCAUUGCUGGGGCACUUGAACUCAGCGAGAAGACAGCCAGUGAUGCCAUGACUCCUAUAGCUGAAACAUUUGCCGUUGAUAUUAAUUCAAAGCUUGAUAGGGAACUGAUGAAUGAAAUAUUGGAGAAAGGGCAUAGCAGAGUCCCAGUCUUUUAUGAGCAGCCUACAAACAUUAUAGGACUUAUACUGGUGAAGAAUUUGUUGACUGUUCAUCCAGAAGAUGAAGCACCCGUAAAGAGUGUAACUAUACGCAGGAUUCCAAGGGUACCAGAAAGUAUGCCACUUUAUGACAUUUUGAAUGAGUUCCAGAAGGGCCAUAGUCACAUGGCAGUUGUUGUGAGACGGUGUGACAAGUUGAAGCAACAAUCUCCCCAAAAUAAUGCAAACGACUCGGUGAGAGAUGUGAAGGUGGAUAUUGAUGGUGAAAAGUCUCCCAAAGAGAAAGCUUUGAAAUCCAAGGUGCCACUCCAUAAGUGGAAAAGCUUCCCAAAUACAAACAUGUCAAAUAGGGGUGGUUCUCGAAGCAGAAAAUGGUCAAAAAAUAUGUACUCGGAUAUUUUGGAGAUAGAUGGAAGUCCCCUUCCAAAGCUCCCUGAAGAAGAAGAAGCUGUUGGCAUUAUUACAAUGGAAGAUGUCAUUGAAGAGCUUCUACAGGAGGAGAUUUUUGAUGAGACAGAUCAUCAUUUUGAAGACUCAUGA
Messenger RNA from Sphenostylis stenocarpa, 1278 nucleotides. The record is from the annotation of a GenBank genome assembly. Lineage: Eukaryota; Viridiplantae; Streptophyta; Magnoliopsida; Fabales; Fabaceae.